AUGUGCCGAUUCACCACCACCCACUUCUCUGCAUGCACCCACGUCGAAACUGAGACUCAGACCUGUCACCUCACAAACGUCAACAGGUUCCCGAGAGUCACUCCCUGCUUUCCACAGGACUGCAGGCCAACGACACUGGUCGGUCAGUGUUUCGACUGCAGGUCAGGCUACCUGACACACGAUCUUGGGUCCCGACGGGCACCCACAUACCAGAAGACAUACACUGGACCGGCUCCGCGUAUCUUCGGCUGGGACAACCAGGAUGACCAGAACGAAGAAAGAUGGGAGCCUAGAAAGCAGAAAAGGAAUACGCUGAGAGAUCGCCAGCUCAACCGAGUCCCAGGAGAGGGUUUUGCUGCAGGAUAUGCCAGACUGGACCUGCCGAAUCAGAGACUUUAUGUCCCAGAGAGGAAGGCAACAGCUGAUGAUGCAGCCAGACAGGCAAUCAGGGAUGCAACCAGGGAUUUAACACGGGAUAUCCUGAGCCGAGGAAUCACAACGAGAGAUGAGGGAUGGAGUGGCAGGUCCGGAAAUCGACAUCCCGAUCUGCCAACUAGGACGACGGUUACAGACUCACUCGGAGACUCUGCACGCCCUGCUGCUCCGACACCACCUCGAGUCGAAGAGCCUGAGACCAUAGCUCAACAACCAUGGGUCGACGACAGACUCCACAAGCUCAAGAACCAGCAACGCAUAGAACGCGUGAGAGAGGGCGCGCAAGACGCGAGAACACCACAGAAUACCAAUAUACCCUCGGAAAUCAGACGAAUGCCUCUCUCAUUCAGGGCCGCAGAACAUAUCCGACGACAAGCUGAUCGCAAGGAGGAAGCCACGCAGGCGUGGUCGAAGAGGCAGCCGGAAUGGACUCAACACAAACUGCUGGUCCACACAGAGAGCAAGGAACUGUUCUUGCCCACCAUCACGCCAUCAGACGUCGAGAAAAGAAGACAGGCCGAUCGGACAUGGAAGAAAGCAGAGACUGCAGUUGAUGACGAGAGCAGGAGAAAGGCGGCCGAGCUCUGGGCUAACUUGCUAAAGAGUGAGCAGCAGCUGGUCCACUCCAAGAGCAAGGAGCUGUUCCUGCCCACAGCAGUCGCAGCACUCGCUGUACCAGAGGCUGAGCGAAGGAGAGAGGCCACAGAGGCCUGGGAAAACAUGCUGAAAGAUCAGCAGCGCCAGCUUGUCAUUAAGCAUUCAGCAAGCAAAGAGCUUUUCCUCCCCAGCACUCCGAGGGCACAAGACUACUCGGAGCGGACCAGGGAAGCCACAGCAGCUUGGGAGAACACCGAGCGAUCAUGGGCCAGUCACCGCCCCAUGAUCCACACCGUAAGCAAGGAGCUCUUCCUCACAAUGACACCCACUCAUACCCACAACCUCUCCGAGAUGAAGGACGCCUCUGAACUCUCGAGAAUCUCGAUGAUGUUUGAGACCGCCUUCGCCACCGCCGCAACAACCACGCGAGCAGACACUGGAAAGCUCGAAGCGCAGCUGGAUGUGAACUCGCGUCGCGGCACAUUACAUGAGGGUAGUGAGAUGAUAGAGGUGAAGUAUGUGUACGAAUUACCGAACGUGGAGCAACUCCCGAUGAUGACCUUCGACGGCACGUGCCUCGAGAUAGUCACGUGCGCUUCGGAGUGCAAGAGCUGA
Drepanopeziza brunnea f. sp. 'multigermtubi' MB_m1 is the source of this 1647-nucleotide messenger RNA. RefSeq lists its product as uncharacterized. The record is from RefSeq and is a predicted model, not a curated record. Lineage: Eukaryota; Fungi; Ascomycota; Leotiomycetes; Helotiales; Drepanopezizaceae.